Molecule: messenger RNA, 2468 nt
Organism: Tachyglossus aculeatus (Australian echidna)
Lineage: Eukaryota; Metazoa; Chordata; Mammalia; Monotremata; Tachyglossidae
Gene: PNPT1
Product: polyribonucleotide nucleotidyltransferase 1
Exons: 28
Coding region: 1-2349 (782 amino acids)
Biological process (GO): mitochondrial RNA 3'-end processing; mitochondrial mRNA catabolic process
Cellular component (GO): mitochondrion; cytosol
Molecular function (GO): polyribonucleotide nucleotidyltransferase activity; 3'-5'-RNA exonuclease activity; RNA binding
Source: RefSeq, a predicted model, not a curated record
AUGGCGGCGUACGGCGGCUGGGGCUCGUGCCGGGGGCUGGCGGCGCGCAGGGGCCUUCGGGCCGCCUUCGGGCAGGGCCCGGCGCGGCCGCUGGGGGGCGCCAGCGGAGCUGGGGGCAGUGGCAGCAGCGCCGUCGCCGUCGACUUAGACGGAAGAAAACUAGAAAUAUCUUCAGGAAAACUUGCCAGAUUUGCUGAUGGCUGUGCUGUGGUGAAGCUAGGAGACACAUCAGUGAUGGUCACGGCAGUCAGCAAAACCAAACCUUCCCCCUCUCAGUUUAUGCCUUUGGUGGUCGACUAUCGCCAAAAGGCUGCCGCGGCAGGAAGAAUUCCCACAAAUUAUCUUAGAAGAGAGCUCGGUUCUUCUGACAAAGAAAUUCUUACGAGUCGAAUAAUAGAUCGCUCAAUCAGGCCUCUCUUUCCUGCUGGCUACUUUUAUGAUACCCAGAUCCUUUGUAAUCUCUUAGCAGUAGACGGUGUCAAUGAACCUGAUGUCUUGGCGAUUAAUGGAGCUUCUGCAGCCCUCUCACUGUCAGACAUUCCUUGGAAUGGCCCCAUUGGUGCAGUACGGAUAGGACUGAUAAACGGAGAGUGUGUCGUUAACCCAACUCGAAGAGAAAUGGCAUCCAGUGCUUUAAAUCUAGUGGUUGCUGGAGCACCUCGGAGUCAGGUUGUCAUGCUGGAAGCCGCUGCCGAGAACGUGUUGCAGCAGGACUUCAGUCAUGCCAUUAAAGUGGGGGUGAAGCAUACGCAACAAAUCAUUCAAGGCAUACAACAACUGGUAAAGGAAGGCGGAAAGGCCAAGAGGACCCCUCAGAAGUUGUUUACCGCUCCCCCGGAGAUCGUGAAGUGUGUCCAGAACCUCGCUACUGAGAAGAUCUAUGCAGUUUUUACAGAUUUUAAUCAUGAUAAAAUUUCUAGAGAUGAAGCCAUUAAUAAAAUCAGAUUAGAUACCGAAGAGCAGCUGAAAGAAAAAUUUCCCGAAGCUGAUCCAUUUGAAAUAAUAGAAUCCUUCAAUGUGGUUUCAAAGGAAGUUUUUAGAAGUAUUGUUCUGAAUGAAUACAGAAGGUGUGAUGGGCGAGAUUUGACUUCACUCAGAGAUAUAAGCUGUGAGGUGGACAUGUUUAAAACCCUUCACGGAUCAGCGCUGUUCCAAAGAGGCCAAACUCAGGUUCUUUGUACUGUUACUUUCGAUUCAUUGGAAUCCAGUCUGAAGUCUGAUCUGAUUACGUCUGCUGUGAGCGGAGUAAAAGAUAAAAAUUUCAUGCUGCAUUAUGAGUUUCCUCCUUAUGCCACUAAUGAAAUUGGAAAAGUCACUGGUGUAAAUAGAAGAGAGCUCGGACACGGUGCACUUGCCGAGAAAGCUCUGAUUCCAGUUGUUCCCAGAGACUUUCCUUUCACAAUGAGAGUCACAUCCGAAGUCCUGGAGUCCAACGGCUCCUCUUCUAUGGCAUCUGCAUGCGGUGGGAGUUUAGCAUUAAUGGAUGCAGGAGUUCCAGUUUCCUCCGCUGUCGCGGGUGUAGCAAUCGGAUUGAUCGCCAAAAACAACUCUGAGAAAGGAGAAAUCGAAGAUUACCGUUUGAUGACAGAUAUCCUGGGAAUUGAAGAUUAUAAUGGUGACAUGGACUUUAAAUUGGCUGGCACCAAUAAGGGAAUAACUGCAUUGCAGGCUGAUAUCAAAUUACCCGGGAUACCAAUCAAAAUUGUAAUGGAAGCUAUUCAGCAAGCCACAGUGGCAAAGAGGGAAAUAUUACAGAUUAUGAACAGGACCAUUUCAAAGCCUCGAGCAAGCAGAAAAGAAAAUGGACCAGUUGUAGAAACUGUUCAGGUGCCAUUAUCAAGAAGGGCUAAAUUUGUUGGCCCUGGUGGAUAUAAUAUAAAAAAACUUCAAGCUGAAACAGGUGUCACCAUCAGUCAAGUGGAUGAAGAGACGUUUUCUGUCUUCGCCCCGACACCCACUGCUAUGCAUGAAGCGACAGAGUUCAUUAAUGAAAUCUGCAAAGAUGACCAGGAGCAGCGGUUGGAAUUUGGUGCUGUCUAUACUGCCACGAUAACUGAAAUUAGAGAUAUUGGAGUGAUGAUAAAACUGUAUUCAAACAUGACUCCCGUGUUACUUCACAACACCCAGCUUGAUCAAAGAAAGAUUCGACACCCUAGUGCCCUGGGAUUAGAAGUUGGCCAGGAAAUUCAGGUGAAAUACUUUGGCCGCGAUCCCACCGAUGGGAGAAUGAGGCUUUCAAGGAAAGUGCUCCAGUCUCCUGCAACAACCGUAGUCAAAACUCUGAGCGAUCGAAACAACAUCGUAAUGGGAGAGAGGGUUUCAGAGCCGGCUAGCUCCUCCUCCCAGUGACUAAUGUGAUGAAAGAAGCUAAAUCAAAAUGGGGAAGAGACGGUGAAUGUAUUCGAUCACGCCGAUUUGUGUAUAGUAUAAAUAGGUCCUAAUUUGUAUUAAAACCUCCACAUGUGUUU